Plasmodium vivax (malaria parasite P. vivax) is the source of this 2369-nucleotide messenger RNA. RefSeq lists its product as hypothetical. The coding region runs from base 392 to 742 and encodes 116 amino acids. Lineage: Eukaryota; Apicomplexa; Aconoidasida; Haemosporida; Plasmodiidae. The transcript is spliced from 4 exons. The record is from RefSeq and is a predicted model, not a curated record.
CUUUUCGCCAAACGGACUUCUACCUUUUCACAUAAAUUGCAACACUUGCAAAAGGUACCUGCGGGAGUGCCCAGCGAUAUACGCUUCACCGCAGCUGGUUCCCCUUUUUUUUUUUCCUUAUUUGAAGGCAACUUUUUGGCCGCCCUUUUCGCGUGACACUUCGCUGCGCCUGCGGGUUGACGCUCACUCGGCGGGGGCGGCCUCUCCAGGGGGACAUUCCAUUUGAGAACUUCCCCCGAUGGAGGGGAGGUAAAUCCAACGAAAUAUAGCGAAGUUGAACGAAGUUGAAAGAAAUUUAGCGCCAUUUCGCCACACUUAGCGAGCGCAUUUGUGGCAAUCGCACAAAGAGAGCCUAACUCCGGAGCAGCCCUGACCAGACGAGGAAGCGAAGAUGAUUGGGGGACUCUCCGUUUCGAUUACGCUGAUCGGCUUGGCGUCCCUUGUGAAGAGCGGCCACUCCGUGUACCUCCUCCUUAGCGCCUUCAAGUUAGAAAAUGACAGCAUCGAUCACUUCACCAUUCCGUACACGCUCGUCGUGCAAAUUGUGCUGUGCGCCCUGGUGACCAUUUACGGCGGAAGCAGGCUCUUCCUCAACUUCAAGCAGAUCCGGGGGAGCGAGCCCACCACCUUCGGUAGUAGCGAGUGGGACAAGAGCCACGCGCGGAAGAGCUACCGGCCCUGCCUCAACAGGAAGUUCUUCAUCAGGAGCUACGCGAAGGAUUUCCUCCUCAAGUCCAUUUGAGGAGCGGCUAAGCUGCUAAGCGGUUAAGCGGUCAAGCGGCUAAACUGCUUUAACCCCGUGAACAUACGCAUGCGUGUGAGCAUGCCACGUUACGUUAGACCGCCUUUGCUUUACUUUUUUUUUUUUUUUUUUUCGUCGCACAACUUGACCGAUAUGGCUAGUUAACCACGGGGUGAGUAGCGUAAAGGGGAAAAUGGAAAAACCUGGCGCAGCGAAGUGAGCGCAAAAAAGGGCGCAAAAAUGAGCGCAAAAAAGAGCGCAAAAUGUGCCCAAAGAUGCAUACGUACAUACGUACAUACGCACUGCGCAUGUGCGGGGCUGGCUAGACGCCGGCGCGCUUGCGGGGGGCGCACUUGAUGAUGUCGUCCACGCGCAGAAUCAUCUCGACGGCCUCCGUGGCGGAGGUCAGCUGGGACAGCUUCGAAUUGUACGACUCGUAAAUGCCCAGCUCCAUCACGUUGCCCACGUCCCCCGUGUUGAUGUCUAUCCCAGCGUAGACGUUCCCCUUGGUGUGUUGUGCUCUUAUCUUGCUAACUAUUUCUGAGCUGUCAAACCCUCCAUUAUCAAGUAUAUAGGUGGGGAUCUGUCUGAGCGCUUUUGCAAAAGCCUCAAUGGCCAAGCUGCGCUUUCCCUCUACAGUCCUCGCUAAAUUGUCUACAGCAUUACUCAUAAGCAUUUCAGUACACCCGGCUCCUAAAACGACUCGAUUGUCUUUCAUCGUUUCGGCUAAAACGGCAAGGGCGUCAUGCAGAGAUCUUUCACUCUCCUCCAAAAUGUGUGAGGAUGCCCCUCUCAAAAUGAUGGUACAAGCUCCAUUCUUUUUGCAGCCAGAAAAACGAAUCAGUUUAUCCUCCCCGAUGAUGACUUCUUCAAUUUUUUCGCAAUAACCCAAUUGAAUGUUUAGAUCCUUUUCAAAAGUAGAUGCAAUUUCAGCUCCUAAGCAGCUAGCCAAUCUUUCCAUGCCAUCAAAAUCGCUGUGCUCAAUGGUCAUCACGUUGUUCUCCCGAAAAAUCUGCUCCGGGUAAUUAUAUAUCAAUUGCCUGUUAAUAAAAACGUUACACCCAUGAGCAAUUAUGUCUUCUACUUUCCUUUUCAUUUUGAGCUUCUCCUCAUUUUCUAAGUCCUGUAUGUCUUCGAAGCUGCUUACAUUUACCUUGGUGCCGUAGAUCUUCACCUUAUCUGUGUCCAUGGGGGUGUUGGCUACCAUAACGUUGCAAUUGGUGAGACUCUUCGGUUGGUUUAUGCCAAUUCGUUUCUCCAAAAUGAAGCCAUCUUCCAAAUAAGAAUCUUUGAUAGUCCCUCCCGUUUUCUUUAUCGUCUGAAUGAGAUCCAAAUUGAGGCUCUCCUUUAUCCGUAGAACUGCAUUUACGGCUAGCUGGGAGAAGUGCUCCUUUUCAUGCGUCAGCAGUUUGGAGGAGAGGGUCGUCCUGGCAAUCUUCAGCAUGUCUUCUUUAAAUUGAUCCGAAUUGAUGUCGUGGCUGAAACAGGACUUUUCCAAUGCAUCUCUCGCUGCCUUAAGGGCCAUUCUAAACCCAUCACAAAUAAUCUGUGGGUGUAUUUUAUUUUCAAUUAGAAUUUCUGCAUUCCUGAGCAUCUCUGCUGCCAGAACUACAACGCCGGUGGUUCC